GCUACCUGCUUUUCCGGGAUUUUGCCUUCAACCAGGCCGAGGAGGCCAAGCCCCUGAUGGAAUUUUAUGAGGAGAUCAAGAAGUACGAGAAGCUGGACUCGGAGGAGGAGCGAGCCACCCGCAGCCGCCACAUCUUCGACCAUUACAUCAUGAAGGAGCUGCUGGCCUGCUCCCAUCCCUUCUCCAAGAGCGCCACAGAGCACGUCCAGAGCCACCUGAGCAAGAAGCAGGUGCCCCCAGACCUCUUCCAGCCCUACAUUGAGGAGAUCUGCCAGAACCUGCGUGGGGGCAUCUUCCAGAAAUUCAUUGAGAGUGACAAGUUCACGCGGUUCUGCCAGUGGAAGAAUGUGGAGCUGAACAUCCAUCUCACCAUGAACGACUUCAGCGUUCACCGAAUCAUCGGCCGCGGCGGCUUCGGGGAGGUCUACGGCUGCCGGAAAGCGGACACGGGCAAAAUGUACGCCAUGAAGUGCUUGGACAAGAAACGCAUCAAGAUGAAGCAGGGCGAGACGCUGGCCCUCAACGAGCGCAUCAUGCUGUCCCUCGUCAGCACUGGGGACUGCCCGUUCAUCGUGUGCAUGUCCUAUGCCUUCCACACGCCCGACAAGCUCAGCUUCAUCCUCGACCUCAUGAACGGAGGGGACCUGCACUAUCACCUGUCCCAGCACGGCGUCUUCUCGGAGGCGGAGAUGAGGUUCUAUGCGGCCGAGAUCAUCCUGGGCCUGGAGCACAUGCACAGCCGCUUCGUGGUGUACCGUGACCUCAAGCCAGCAAACAUCCUCCUGGACGAGUUCGGCCACGUCCGCAUCUCCGACCUGGGCCUGGCCUGCGACUUCUCCAAGAAGAAGCCCCACGCCAGCGU
Messenger RNA from Zonotrichia albicollis (white-throated sparrow), 862 nucleotides. The record is from RefSeq and is a predicted model, not a curated record. Lineage: Eukaryota; Metazoa; Chordata; Aves; Passeriformes; Passerellidae.